GAUCACACCCUCAGAAUGGCCUCUAGCCCUGACGGGAUGCCUAGCCCACAGCCCUCCAGAGCCAAUGGGAAUAUCAACCUGGGACCUUCAGCCAACCCAAAUGCCAGGCCCACAGACUUCGACUUCCUCAAAGUCAUUGGCAAGGGGAACUAUGGGAAGGUCCUACUAGCCAAGCGCAAGUCCGACGGGAUGUUCUACGCAGUGAAGGUGUUGCAGAAAAAAUCCAUCUUAAAGAAUAAAGAGCAGAGCCAUAUCAUGGCAGAGCGCAACGUGCUGCUGAAGAACGUGCGGCACCCCUUCCUCGUGGGCCUGCGCUAUUCUUUCCAGACGCCUGAGAAGCUCUACUUUGUACUCGACUAUGUCAAUGGAGGAGAGCUCUUCUUCCACCUGCAGCGGGAGCGUAGGUUCCUGGAGCCCCGGGCCAGAUUCUAUACUGCUGAGGUGGCCAGCGCCAUUGGCUACCUGCACUCCCUCAACAUCAUUUACAGGGACCUAAAACCGGAGAACAUUCUCUUGGACUGCGAGGGACAUGUGGUGCUGACGGACUUCGGCCUUUGUAAGGAAGGCGUGGAGCCCGAGGACACCACGUCCACAUUCUGUGGCACCCCCGAGUACUUGGCUCCUGAAGUGCUUCGUAAGGAGCCUUACGAUCGGGCGGUGGACUGGUGGUGCUUAGGAGCAGUCCUCUACGAGAUGCUGCAUGGCCUGCCACCCUUCUACAGCCAAGACGUGUCCCAGAUGUAUGAGAACAUUCUGCACCAGCCACUACAGAUUCCUGGAGGCCGGACAGUGGCUGCCUGCGACCUCCUGCAAGGCCUUCUCCACAAAGACCAGAGGCAGAGGCUGGGCUCCAAGGCAGACUUUCUGGAGAUAAAGAACCAUGUAUUCUUCAGUCCCAUAAACUGGGAUGACUUGUACCACAAGAGGCUGACUCCGCCCUUCAACCCAAAUGUGGCAGGACCUGCUGACUUGAAACACUUUGACCCAGAGUUCACCCAAGAAGCAGUCUCCAAGUCUAUUGGCUGCACCCCUGAUACUAUGGCUAGCAGCUCAGGGGCCUCAAGUGCAUUCCUGGGAUUUUCCUAUGCCCCUGAGGAUGAUGACUUCUUGGACUGCUAGGAGAAGCACUUGUGAAGCCUCUGAGGCCAGCUGGUAAUAGGAGGAAUUACUUUCGGCUGCUAGUAAGACUCAACGUAAUGUAAUAAGUUUGAUGGAUUGAACAAGAAGUAGGGUCAUUUUUUCCCCAUC
Marmota flaviventris (yellow-bellied marmot) is the source of this 1248-nucleotide messenger RNA. RefSeq names its product serum/glucocorticoid regulated kinase 2 (gene Sgk2). Gene Ontology annotation, biological process: protein phosphorylation. The record is from RefSeq and is a predicted model, not a curated record. Lineage: Eukaryota; Metazoa; Chordata; Mammalia; Rodentia; Sciuridae. Gene Ontology annotation, molecular function: ATP binding; protein serine/threonine kinase activity.